Leptinotarsa decemlineata (Colorado potato beetle) is the source of this 1686-nucleotide messenger RNA. RefSeq names its product serine/threonine-protein kinase 33. The record is from RefSeq and is a predicted model, not a curated record. Gene Ontology annotation, molecular function: ATP binding; protein kinase activity. NCBI's taxonomy places the organism in Eukaryota, Metazoa, Arthropoda, Insecta, Coleoptera, Chrysomelidae. Gene Ontology annotation, biological process: protein phosphorylation.
AAAGUCACCAAACAGUGGUCGGAAAGAUUGGGUUGUUCGCGAAAAAAAUACCUAUAUACCUAUUCUAUUUGAAAUUCAAAUGUCAGAAAAAUUAUUCAAAUUCAACUUCAUCAAUGAUUGGCGAGGAGAGGAGCUCACCAUUGUACUUGCGUAGUGCUUCCCUGAAAGAACGAGAAAUCAAACAUUUCAGGAUAGAUGAUGUGAAGAAACUUUACGAAGUUUUCGAGUUCCAAGAAGAAAUCGGACACGGAGCUUUCGGAACAGUAGUUGCUGCUGUAGAAAAAUCCACAUCAACUCAGUAUGCUAUCAAGAUAGUCAACAAGUUUUCUGUGAGUGACCGAGCCGGAACCGCGCAAAUGGACGAAAUCAAAAGAGAAAUAAAAAUUUUGAAAUCAGUCUCUCAUCAGAAUAUAAUCCGUUUAGAUAAAAUCUAUGAGUCAGCUAAAAAAAUAUAUAUGGUUAUGGAAAGAUGCAGGGACACAUUAUUCAACAAAUAUCGUUCUGAAAAUCCAUUCACGGAAAAAAUCAGCAAAAAAAUUAUCAAACAGCUUGUUGACGCUGUUCAUUAUCUACAUAAACAUGAUAUUGUCCAUAGAGACAUAAAAAUGGAAAACAUUCUCUUAACUAAAAACGUCAACGAUCCUUUCGACAAUUUCUUCAUAAAACUAUCCGAUUUUGGUCUGAGUGUAAUUAAAUCGGGAACCGGCAUAUCGGGUUUACUGAGGGAUAGAGUUGGUACAGUGAUAUACAUGGCACCUGAAAUCUUAUCAGGCCACACAUACAGCGAGCUCUGCGAUGUCUGGUCAGUUGGAGUGAUCCUCUAUUUACUCAUCUUCAAUAAAUUUCCUUUCAUCGCACGUAACCAGGAUGAUCUGGUUGUAAAAAUCUGUGAAGAAGAACCGGAAUAUCCCAAAGAGACAAACAAUGAUCGCAUCGAUCUAUUGAAAUCGAUUCUGGUGAAAGAUCCUGUUAAACGGGUUACCGCCCUGGAAAUUCUUAAACAUCCUUGGAUGGUUGACAACAAGAUUAAGAGUAGGAAAGACGAAACUAUCAUAGACUACAUGAAGAAGUGGAAGAGCGAGAUGCGGUUACCGGGGGAAGAAUCUGACUGGGUUUCUGCAAUUUUAGACGUGGAGGAAAUUGAUAUGACUAGUCGACCUUCACUUUUGAAAGCUGGAGCCGCUCUACACGUUCCCGGAUACUACUCUAUACCCAAUUGUGAAUGACCCUGUCCCAGGCUGAUUUGAAUGUGACCACACGUUUUACUAAUUAACUUAGUUACCAAGCAGCCGGUUAGCACUGUUUCCUGAAUCCAACGAAUGAAAAAUGAAGAAGAACCAAUGAGUCCUAAAAAGAUAAUUGUCUCUAUCUUCACAUUGUUAAGUAAUAUCACUUAGUUGUACUCACUCCCUCUGUGAAUGGAAUGCUGAAGUUUAUUGGAAAUCCUUAUUAUUUUUUUAUUAAGAGUGUCUUUGGUCAACAGGAAUAUUAUAUGAAUUUUGCUUGAAAUGUUUGCUUCACAGAACUGUACUCUAAAUUUAUAGUUCUGUGGUUUGCUUCCAUUAGGUGGUAUUUGAAUUUAGGUUAGGUUAGCUUUUGAUUUUCUCAAGACGCCAUCUAUCGAAUAUAUUAGAAUUAAGUCAAACAGUUAACCUGAAAUAAAGUUCUGUCAGCCGUUUUCACAAA